Molecule: messenger RNA, 907 nt
Organism: Gamsiella multidivaricata
Lineage: Eukaryota; Fungi; Mortierellomycota; Mortierellomycetes; Mortierellales; Mortierellaceae
Product: Sec62/63 complex, subunit Sec66
Exons: 3
Coding region: 75-689 (204 amino acids)
Biological process (GO): post-translational protein targeting to membrane, translocation
Cellular component (GO): Sec62/Sec63 complex
Source: RefSeq, a predicted model, not a curated record
GCUCACCCUCUCCUUUCUUCUCCCCGAAUCUCUCAACACCACCUCGCAACACAUACAGUCAUCGCUCUUCAAGGAUGGGAUCAGUCUGGCUCGCAAUCAUCUACAUCGGAGGAUGGAUCCUCUCCAUGCGCGUCUUUGGAUACUUUUGGAAGAAUAGAAAGCUGGCCAUCAACGACGCAGAGCCCUGGUUCGGUGAACACGUUGCCCGCAACCAAUACAUCGCCCUCCUCCAACAGACGGAACCCGAGGCGACCGAACCCCAAUUGACAGCAGCCCUGCUCCGUCGGGCCAUGGAGGACGUAGUCCGCGUUUUGUCUAUGCGUGAGGAUAAGCAGGUCCUUGCCAAUCUCGUCAAACAGGGCACCGUCGGUGACGAUAUCUGGACCCAGUUCACUCUCUCGGAAAAGGAACUUGAGGCGGAGAUCAUGGCUGUUAUUGAGGAGGCGAAUACUUUUAAGGAGGGUUGGGGUCAGACUAUUCUCCAGACUGCCAGCGAAAUGGUCAUGCAUGAGAAGACAAAGCAGUUGCAGAAGGAACUCGCCGUCAGGAAGGAGGAGGAGGCUCGCAAGCAGGCCCUUCGUGAUCAGCGCAAGGAACAGAACAAGGCUGCAAAGUCGAAGAAGGAGGCCGCCGCUGCUACCAAGUCGUCAGCAGCACCAAAGGAGACCCCUGUUGAGGCGUCUGCGUAGGAACGCAUCAUCGACAACUCUUUGAUUCUCUUUUCUUCGAACUGUCGCUGCGGUGUAUAUUUCAUCCCUCUCUUGUCUCUGUCGUUGGCGUGGUGGCAUAUCAUGCAUACCAACACUCUCACCACCAUGCAACUUCGACCUCGACCUUUUUAUGUUUUCAACAUGCAUGCAUAGCACUGAACUUUUUCUUGUUUCCUCUCAGCUUGACAUAAAGAACU